Messenger RNA from Acanthisitta chloris (rifleman), 568 nucleotides. Its product is annotated as olfactory receptor 4S2-like. Gene Ontology annotation, cellular component: membrane. The transcript has a single exon. Gene Ontology annotation, biological process: G protein-coupled receptor signaling pathway. Gene Ontology annotation, molecular function: olfactory receptor activity. The record is from RefSeq and is a predicted model, not a curated record. Lineage: Eukaryota; Metazoa; Chordata; Aves; Passeriformes; Acanthisittidae. The annotation marks the transcript as partial.
GUGGUGUCUAUGGAGAACACAAACAAUGCGACAGAGUUCAUCCUGCACGGACAGACACAGGAGAGGACAGUAGCAAAUCUGUGCUUCUUGGUAUUUCUAGUCUUUUAUGCAGCUAUCAUUUGGGGAAACCCGCGCAUCAUCAUCACUCUAAGGACAAGCGAACAGCUGAACUCUCCCAUAGACUUAUUCCUGAGCUGUUUGUCUUUCAUAGACAUCAGUUACUCUGCUGUCUCAGCUCCCAAACUAAUUCAUGACCUUCGCAUGGGGAAGAAGACUAUCUCCUUUGUGGGCUGCAUAGCUCAGCUGUUCGAGAGCCAUUUCUUCAGGUGCACUGAGAUCUUCCUUCUCAUCAUGAUGAUGUCGGACAGCUGCAUUGCCAUCUGCAAAUCACUGCAUGACAGGAGUAUCAUGAGCAGACGUGUCCGUGGCUGCCUCGUUAUAGCCUUGUGGCUGUGGGGCCUUGUGCACUCCACAGUGCAGACACUGCUGGUUCUCCAGCUGCCCUUUUGUGGGCCCAGUGGGAUUGAUCACUGUUUCUAUGAGGUUCACUCCUUGCUGGAGCUGGCCU